This is a messenger RNA of Cajanus cajan (pigeon pea), 2276 nucleotides long. Lineage: Eukaryota; Viridiplantae; Streptophyta; Magnoliopsida; Fabales; Fabaceae. The record is from RefSeq and is a predicted model, not a curated record.
AACACUUUGAAGAAUCUGAAGUGUAUUACUUCUUCCCAUGCUUUUCAAUUGGUUAAAGAUCAGAUGGAUAAAUCGAAAUCAGAAGUUCUGGAGUAUCAGGCCUUAUAUGAGAAACUACAGGUUGAGAAGGAUAAUCUUGUCUGGAGGGAGAGGGAGUGGUACAUUAAAAAUGAUUUAGCAGAUAUUUUUCAAAGGUCUGCAGCAGUUUCAGAUUUUAGAGUGGCUGAUAUACGCACUGAGAUACAGAAAAAGAUAGAGGAAAGAAAUAUGAUUGAAAAUAAGCUGAAAGAGGAAGCAAGAGAACCGGGAAGGAAACAAAUCAUUGCUGAAUUUAAAUCUCUGGUUUCUUCAUUUCCUGAAGAAAUGGGGUCUAUGCAAAGUCAAAUAAGAAAAUAUAAAGAAUCAGCUUCGGAUAUUCAUUCUCUGCGUGCAGAUGUGCAGUCUGUUUCUAGUAUUCUUGACAGGAAGGUAAAAGAAUGUGAUGCAUUUUCUGUCAGGUCUGCUGGUCAACUUGCUGAGAUAAAGAGGCUGCUUGGUGUGCUUCAAGAUUUGAGAGAGAGUGAGCAGGACUUGAAGUUGAUAUUGGAAAUGUUUAGACGUGAGUCCAUUGAUUCAAGGGAUGUCAUGGAAGCACGAGAAGCAGAAUACAGAGCUUGGGCACAUGUCCAGAGUUUGAAAUCAUCUCUUGAUGAGCACACCUUAGAACUUCGAGUUAAGACGGCCAAUGAAGCAGAGGCCAGAUCUCAACAAAGACUAGCUGCUGCUGAAGCUGAGAUAGCAGACAUGAGGCAGAAAUUGGAAGAUUCUAAAAGGCAAAUGUGUGAUCUGUCUGAUGUCUUGAAAUCUAAGAACAAACAAAAUGAGAACUAUUUAUCUGAAAUAGAGAGUAUUGGACAAGCAUAUGAUGACAUGCAAACUCAAAAUCAACAUCUGUUGCAGCAGAUUACCGAAAGAGAUGAUUACAAUAUUAAGCUUGUAUUGGAGGGUGUGAGGGCAAGACAGAAGCAAGAUUCUCUGCUCAUAGAAAAGCGUGUAAUUGAACAAGAGAUCCAGCAAGCAAACAUAUCCCUGAAUUUAUAUGAUAUGAAAGCUUUAAGAAUUGAAGACCAGUUGAAGUUUUGUUCAGAUCAGUUUCAAAGACUUGCAGAGGAUAAACUUCAAAGUUCUGUCACUUUGGAAAAUACACAAAGAAGGCUGUCUGAUGUUAGAAGACAAUCUCAACAGGUUAGGGAUACAGUGGUGGAAUUGCAAUCUAAAAUUGGUAGUAAUCGAGUGACACGUAUGGAGUUACAAGUAGAACUUGAGAAAGAAAGGUUUGCCAAGAAGAGAGCAGAGGAGGAUCUGGAGGUUGCUAGGAGAAAGUUCUCACACCUAAAAGAACAGAAUGAGGGCUCUUCAAUUACUGAAAAGCUUCAACAGGAACUUGAAGAGUACAGGGAAAUUAUCAAGUGCAGUAUCUGCCAAGACAGGGCAAAAGAGGUGGUAAUUACAAAAUGCUACCACUUGUUCUGCUAUUCAUGUAUCCAGAAAGUUGCUGGGAGUAGGCAUCGCAAAUGUCCACAGUGUGCUACUAGCUUUGGGGCUAAUGAUGUUAAGUCUGUUUAUUUGUAACUAGAAACUUGGGUCUCUCCCACAUGUUGAGAAGAGGCCGGUGUUCUAAAAAAAGAUCUGGUGUAUGGAUACCUACAUGGUUCAAUUAUAUGCUUAGUGCCAACUGUCGAGAUAAGGAACAUUGGCAGCGAUCAAUGAAUGCCUGUCUCCAUUUGGAUCAAAAACGAUUAUUUUUGCUGGUACUUAAUCUUAGUACUACGCAUUUUUGAAUCUGGGAUGAUGUUUAGUUUAACAUUUUGAAAAGAAAGAACUUGAAGCCAUAGGAAACGUGAUAUUUGUUCUUUGCAGAUUUAUCAUAGUACAUCUUCCAAUGCUAUUUGGAGAGGUCAUGAAGGAUUGUCUUUGACCGGGCAAAUAAUUUUCAAAUUAUUCUAAAGCCUGAAUUGGCCAUCAUGGAAAAUUUCCUUGGAAGUUGACCCUAAAGGUGGCAACGACAAUGUCUUGCAUCUGUAUCUGUUUUCUGCUGAAAUGACAGAAGUACAAUUUUUGGUUUCAGGGGAUUGUAUAUAUGUUAGAUUUUGAAGUGGUCGUUCAAUUUUGUUCAUAAACAGCAUGUAAUUUGUGUAAUCGUAGAUGAUAUGCCGAGAUACCAUUGUAAUUGAUGUUGUGAAAAGUCAUGAAAGCUCGAUUUUAUCAUUUAUUCAAUUUAUUUGUGUUGCCUAUGA